GCCUCAAUUCUUACUAGUGCACAACAAACCAGAUCCGUUUUGUCAGUUUUCAACGAGUCGGUCAGCUGUUCGGAUCGUUGUAAUUGCGGAGAAACAACACAUGGGCGAGAGUAGGAACAGGAAAAGGAAUACAAUCAAAGAUACCAAUUGCUAACAAUAUAGAGCUAUAGCAUCACUUUCCAUAUCAGACGACGUCAUGCCGCAGAAGCAAUUGCAGCCGGAGAAGGUGCCGCUAGGACGCACCAUUGGCGCCUUCUUGUUUGGCCUGCUGCAGUCCUUCUUUCGUUUCGUCUUCCGUUUGAUCUAUGGCGUCAGCGGGGAUCGCAUGCCGGCCAUAACGGAUCCCAUACUCCUCGAAUCGGCCACAUCGCUGGCAACCAAAAUUCGCAACCAAGAGCUAAGCAGCGUUCAGGUUCUGGAAUCGUUUAUACGUCGCGUUAAGGAAGUGAAUCCUUUGCUCAAUUGCGUGGUGGACGAGCGCUACGAUGAGGCUUUAAAGGAAGCCGCCGCAGCCGAUGCUCUCAUCAAGUCCGGACAGUACACAGUGGAUCAAUUGGCCGAGCUGAAGCCAUUUUUGGGUGUGCCAAUUACAACAAAGGACUGCAUAUCGGUUAAGGGCAUGCUGCAUACGGCUGGACUUUAUUCGCGUCGCGAGUUGCGCGCCGAGAAGGAUGCCGAUGCGAUGGCAUUGAUGCGCAAAGCGGGCGCUAUUCCCUUUGCGCUGACCAAUGUGUCGGAGGUGUGCAUGUGGUGGGAGAGCAACAAUACAGUGCAUGGUAGGACGCGCAAUGCCUACGACACGAAUCGCAUUGUCGGCGGCUCUAGCGGCGGCGAGGGUUGCGUCCAGUCGGCCGCUGCCUCACCCUUUGGCCUGGGCUCAGACAUUGGCGGUUCCAUACGCAUGCCUGCCUUCUUCAACGGCAUAUUUGGACACAAGCCGAGCAAGCUGAUCGUGUCGAAUAAGGGCCAGUUCCCAACACCAUUCAGUGCGGAGCAGAACUCAUUUCUGGGCCUGGGUCCCAUGUCACGCUUUGCUGAGGAUCUGCGACCCAUGCUGCAAAUCAUGGCCGGCGAGAAAGCGGAGCUGCUACAACUCAACAAGCCCGUGGCGCUGGAGAAAAUGAAAUUCUUUUAUCAGGAGUCCGAUGGCGGUGGUCGCAUGGUCUCCGCCGUAGAUGCUGAUCUGCGUCAGGCCAUGCGCCGUGUUAUCGAGCAUUUGAGCAAGAAGUUUGGCGCUGAACAGGUUGAGCGCGUGCAACUGCCACAGAUACGACAAUCGGCGGCCAUUUGGUUUGCCAACAUGCGCGAUGAUUCCGGUCAUGGCUUUAGCUUUCAACUGGGCGAUCUGCGCUACGAUAUCAACACCUACUUGGAGCUGCUGAAGUGGCUGGUUGGUGCCUCCAAGCAUACGUUCAUUGGACUGACAACGGCGCUGAUGGACAGUGCACAGUGCCAGCACGGCUCGUCCAAGUACAAGCAUCUGGUGGCCAAGCGGGACGAACUGCGCGCCACACUGCAGCAGCUGCUGGGCGACAAUGGCGUCCUCAUCUAUCCCACGCAUCCCACUGUGGCUCCCUAUCACAAUGAGCCCAUUCUGCGUCCCAUUAACUUUUCCUAUACGGGCAUUGUGAAUGUGCUGGGCUUUCCAGCCACCGCUGUGCCGUUGGGUCUGGGCAGCGAGGGUUUGCCGCUGGGCGUCCAGGUCAUAGCCAAUUUCAACGAAGAUCGGCUAUGCCUGGCCGUUGCCGAGGAGCUGGAGCGUGCCUUUGGCGGCUGGCAGCGUCCCGAGGUGCGGCUGUGAAGCCGUUCUGUCUUAACCCAAACACAAACAUACACAGCCGAGUGUAUAGCUUUUAGUAGUACGAAAUUGUAUCCUGGGCCCCGCAAAUAACCCACCCACCACAAACCAUUUACCAUCGGCUCGUUAAUUAACUUUAUAUACAGCCCGGUGUACACAAUGUUUGUAAUUGUUGCACGAAUUGUGAAACGAACCAUCAGCAUGUCCUGUGUCCGCACAUUAAUAUAUAUAUAUA
Molecule: messenger RNA, 2033 nt
Organism: Drosophila novamexicana
Lineage: Eukaryota; Metazoa; Arthropoda; Insecta; Diptera; Drosophilidae
Product: fatty-acid amide hydrolase 2-A
Exons: 4
Coding region: 197-1801 (534 amino acids)
Source: RefSeq, a predicted model, not a curated record